Messenger RNA from Ciona intestinalis (vase tunicate), 1553 nucleotides. RefSeq lists its product as uncharacterized. Lineage: Eukaryota; Metazoa; Chordata; Ascidiacea; Phlebobranchia; Cionidae. Gene Ontology annotation, molecular function: zinc ion binding; RNA binding. The record is from RefSeq and is a predicted model, not a curated record.
AACCUAAGUUUUACAAAAACGCUUUCUUUUUUUUAAAAGAAAAACAAGGUUUGACAAAAAUAAGUGUGGUUGUUCCCUCUUAUACCCUGUAUUACCUUACCAAGCCACCCAGGAUCCCCGGGUUGUCCGUAUUGACGCCGAGCUAAGACACAAAAGUCUCACGCUGACCCCCAAACCACUAUCGCUACUCCUCAGUGUAAAUAUAUUUUCCUGUCUUUGUGGUUGUGUAAAAGCCAUAAAAAUGUUUACUUCCAUACAGGUAUUGUAACGUGAUGCUAAUUGUCGUAUAAUAUAACGCAAACCAAUGUGAGCUGCCCAAUAAUGUUUUUGCUGAUUCUGAUAAAAGUCCAAAGUUAAGUUCAUGAGAAUCAAUAAGACGUUAUGACGACCUCGAUGGUUGAACAAAUUAUAUAAUUGCCACAACUACUAAAACCAAUUCCAUCCUCGCUACGCCGACUGAACCAAGUAACUAGUAACAAAUUACCCCCACACCCGCCCUUUAAACAAUGUUGCGAUAAAUUACAAUUGCUGCAAUACCCCGAAUUCAAAUAAAAGUUAAAAAACUUGAUGUAAAAAUAUUUCGUAAACACUGGAACCGUUCCAGUUUGUUUGUACAAAACCAACAAUGACGUAACAAACUCACCUCAUAGUGACGUCACAAGCCCCCUGACUGACGUAUCCAACCCAGCUUUAGUUGUCUAUAGUUGUUGUUGCGGGAAGAUGGAUUAUUGCGUAUUUAACGAUUAUUUUGGUUUGUCCAAUAUUUUACAGCGUGAGGAUCGAAAUAAUGAAACGCAACCACCGCAGCAAGAUAUACCGUCUCCCACCCCUCAUAAUGGUAUGGCAUGGCUGGACGAAAAAUGCAACGAAAUAAUCGAGAAACAUACAUCCAUGUUAACCCCUCCGCCUACUCAUAGCGGGGCUUUAUUAGGCCCGACCCAGAAUUCUGGAUCCUUAUUUCGCGAGCGUGGUUUGUUACGUCACAAUCAUGAAGACGAAUUGACAAACUCAUCUAUGACGUCACCACCACACACCUCGAACCCUACGUCACCAGUAGUAUCUCCUUACCCGACCACAAACAUCUCAUUAAAACAAUCUUCACAAAGAUUGAAGCAACCGCAUGUACCCAGAUUUUCGUUCCCUCGAUAUUCGAACAAUCGACGCGGUUACCCCGGAUGUUCAUUCUGUCGUAACAAUAAGGAAGUCGACGAAUGGGUGACGUCACACCAGCUCAAGGACGCCCUCAAUCGAGUCACAUGUCCCGUGCUUCGACGAUACGAAUGCCCGCUUUGUCUGGCUAGUGGUGACAACGCCCACACUUUGGGUCAUUGCCCUCUUAACCCAGACCGGAAGUCAAGUCUGCCUCUAGCGGUUAGAUUGAAGACUAAUGCAACUGGGAAACUUAAACUUUAACCACUAGGUGGCAAACAAUAAUGAUUGUUAUUCGAAUGAAGUUGGAUUAUUAUGAAAUAAUUGUGAUUAUCAUGUUAGCUGGUUGUUAUGAAAUGUUCUGUUUGUUCCGUUGUUUCUGGUUUCUUAAUAAAAUUGUUGCU